Molecule: messenger RNA, 1071 nt
Organism: Maudiozyma saulgeensis
Lineage: Eukaryota; Fungi; Ascomycota; Saccharomycetes; Saccharomycetales; Saccharomycetaceae
Source: the annotation of a GenBank genome assembly
AUGUCCCUGUGGGUUGAUAAACAUCGCCCAAAGACUUUAAAGUCUCUAAACCAUUCAGAUGAUUUAACUCAUUUCUUAUUAUCGUUAUCUCAACAACCAAAAGAUUUGCCUCAUUUACUACUUUAUGGACCAAACGGUUCUGGGAAGAAAACCAGAUGUAUGUCAUUAUUAGCUGCACUCUUUGGCCAAGGUGUCUAUAGAUUAAAAAUUGAUGUAAGACAAUUUGUUACACCUUCCAAUAGAAAACUUGAACUAAACGUUGUUAGUUCUCCAUACCACUUAGAAAUAACGCCAAGUGAUAUGGGUAACAAUGAUAGAAUCGUUAUACAAGAAUUGUUAAAGGAAGUUGCCCAAAUGGAACAAGUUGAUUUUCAAGAUUCAAAGGAGGGACUUGCUCAUAGAUAUAAAUGUGUUGUCAUUAAUGAAGCUGAUUCAUUAACUAGAGAUGCACAAGCUGCAUUGAGACGUACUAUGGAAAAAUACUCUAAAAAUAUUAGAUUAAUCAUGGUUUGUGAUUCUAUGUCUUCCAUUAUUGCACCAAUCAAGUCCCGUUGUCUCUUGGUACGUUGUCCAGCACCUACCAAUUCAGAUAUUGUUAGGAUAUUAAGUGAAGUGGCCACCGAGGAGAAAGUCGAAUUAGAAUCGGGAAUGAUCUUAAGCAACAUUGCAAAAGAAUCUGAUGGUAAUUUAAGAGUCGCUUUGUUGAUGUUAGAAUCGAUGGCAUUGAGCAGUGAAAUGAAUUUAAAGAACAACACUAGUUUGAUAAAGCCAGAUUGGAAAGUUGUUAUUAUUAAAACAGCUAAUAAAAUUCAAAGAGAAAGAUCAGUGGGAUCUCUUGUGGAAUGUCGUACAGUAUUAUAUGACCUGUUAUCACAUUGCAUUCCUGCGAAAGUUAUAUUACAAGAAUUAAUGAAUUCAUUAUUAGCAAGCACAACUUUAAAUGAUACUGUCAAGAUUAAUAUCGUGGAAGCAUCCAGCACAUUUGAUGAAAGACUUUCCUUAGGUAACAAAGCUAUAUAUCAUUUAGAAGGGUUUGUAGCGAAAGUUAUGUGUAUCAUUGACGGACAAUGA